CUCCUCAGGAGGAGCAAGCGCCACUGUUUUUGUUGUCUAUGAGCACAUCGUCUCCACUUUCCUCCUCUCCUCCCUCGCCUGCUUCCUCGAAAAAGGGAAAAGGUCAACGAUCACAUUUCAGACAAUCGGCUGGGCUUUCUUGUUGGGCUUCUUACAGGUACCAUUAGGGCAGUUACUGCUGACAUGGAGUCUAAGAUAUGUGUCAGCAACUUUCCAGAACAUCAUAUUGAACACAAAUACGGCAGUGGUUUUUGUAAUGGCAGUAAUUUUCCGGCGAGAGAGUUUCAGGUUUUGCAGCAUCAAUGGCCAAGCCAAGGUAUGGGGAAUUUCUUUAUCGGUACUGGGGACUAUUGCUAUGGUGCUCUACACCAGAGAAACGAUACCUAAACAUCAAUCGUCAGAAAUUGGUUUUCCAGCCACCGGAAACCGGUUUAUCGGUUAUCUCGCCAAUUUGGUUUCACUCCUCGCUCUUGGUUCCUUGAAUGUGUUGUUGGAACAUGUGACGACUAAAUAUCAAGGAGAUAUGUCUUGGGCAGCCAUGAUCAGCUUCUGUGGAACCCUUCAAACCGUUGCUAUUGCAGCCUUCACAGAUAGGAGUUCCACUGCAUGGAAGAUCAGGUUGGAGGGAAGUCUUGAGGUUCUAACUAUCCUUUACGGGGGAAUAUUAAUGACUGGAAUAUGCUUUUAUGCCACAACAUGGUGCAUACAUAAGAAGGGGUCCGUUUUUGCAUCAGCAUUUGGCCCACUUAUCAUCAUCUUCUCCUUUCUCUUUGAGUCAAACUUCCGGAAAAAAGUUCAAUUUGAGAGCAUUAUAGGAGCUGCAUUAGUGGUGGUGGGAUUAUAUCUCCUUUUAUGGGCCAAAGCUAAGGAUAGUGGAUCAAAGAAGAUGACCGAAGGAAUUGAAAAUUCUACAACUAAACCUGCUUCUUUGUUACCCUUAUUAGGAGACAAGUUAGAUUCUUGUGCUUGAAU
This is a messenger RNA of Telopea speciosissima, 972 nucleotides long. Its product is annotated as WAT1-related protein At3g30340-like. The record is from RefSeq and is a predicted model, not a curated record. Gene Ontology annotation, cellular component: plasma membrane. NCBI's taxonomy places the organism in Eukaryota, Viridiplantae, Streptophyta, Magnoliopsida, Proteales, Proteaceae. The transcript is spliced from 6 exons. Gene Ontology annotation, molecular function: transmembrane transporter activity. The coding region runs from base 257 to 970 and encodes 237 amino acids.